This is a messenger RNA of Prinia subflava (tawny-flanked prinia), 1801 nucleotides long. RefSeq names its product E3 ubiquitin/ISG15 ligase TRIM25-like. Lineage: Eukaryota; Metazoa; Chordata; Aves; Passeriformes; Cisticolidae. Gene Ontology annotation, molecular function: zinc ion binding. Bases 115 to 1320 code for a protein of 401 amino acids. The transcript is spliced from 7 exons. The record is from RefSeq and is a predicted model, not a curated record.
GGCUUGGAGGGGAAGGGCGUGCAGGGGAAGGGCUUGGAGGGGAAGGGCAGGCAGCCUCGUGACUGAGUUCCCGUUUUAGGGUUUCAGUUUCGGUUUUCUCUUCUGACUGCAGCCAUGGCAGGAGCUGGGGAGGGACGUGCAGGGGCCGCCAGCCUGGAGGCCGAGCUCACCUGCCCCAUCUGCCUGGGGCUGUACCAGGAGCCGGUGUCGCUGCACUGUGGCCACAACUUCUGCCGGCCGUGCAUUGAGAAAGUGCUGCGAACCCAGCGGAAUUCCCAGGGCCCCUCCACCACCUGCCCCAUCUGCAGGGCCCGCCUGGGUCGCAACGCGGAGCUGCGCAACAACUUCAAGGUGGGCAGCAUCGUGGAGGCGUUCCAGGCUUCCAAAGGACAGCAGGAUGGAGGAGAAAGCCUCGAACCGGAGGGAGGCGCCGAGAAGGGGGAGACGGGCGCGGUUCCCUGCGAGCACUGCCUGGAUGAGCCCCAGCCGGCCCUGAAAAUCUGCCUGGUUUGCGAGGCGGCCCUGUGCCAGGCUCACCUGAGCAAACACAACGCCAAGGGUUUCCAUCAGGAGCACGUCCUGGUGGAGGUGGGAGCGGGCCAGGCGGAGAGGAGGUGCGGGUUGCACGGCAAGCUGCUGGAGUGCUACUGCCUGCGGGAGGAGAAGUGCAUCUGCAUGUUAUGCUCCGUCGCCGGGGCCCACAAGGGCCACGAGGUCAUCACCAUGAAGGAGGGACACGAUAAAGAGCUGGUUAAGCUCUCCGACACCAUGACAGAGCUGCAGGAAGGUAAAAGCAAUUUAGUUACUGCCCUAGAAGAGCUUCAGGAAAGCGAGGAUCAGAUCAAGACCAACACCAAAAAACUGACUUCUGAGCUAGAAGGGCUGUUUAAUGAUCUAGAGACAGAGCUUCAUGAGAAAAAGACGAGCAUCCUGAGUGACAUUCUGUCUAAUGAGAAGGAGCAACUGGCAGUCAUUGCUGACAGGAGAAAGAAAAUGGAACAGAGGAGAGACCAGGCUGAGCAGAAUCUUCAGGCUUUGCAGAAGAUAAAAGAGGAACCAGAUGUUUUCCUCUUCCUCAAAGAUCUGAAACUGGCCACAGACAGGGUUGCAAGUCUGGAUCUGGACACUGAGAGUGUGGAAGUGGUGGAAGUGGGGCUGGAUUCCAAUCUGCUUACCCAGUACAAUACCCAGAGAUGUUGGUUCAUGCUGCAGCUGGACUGUCUGCUGGACAACGUGCGCGGUAACUUCCCCGACUUAAAUGGAGAGGAGCAGGAAGAGACUCUUUGGAAGUGGUUUCAGGGUUCCGUGCCUUAUCCUUGAGGAAGCAAAGAGCUGAAAGACUGGAUGAAAGCAGUGUGAGAAAAGACUCUGAAUCCAUCAAUUAUUUAACUCAGCUUUCUGACACACAUCAACACUCUGAAAAUUUUAUCAUCUGAUUACUUCUUGACUCUAGGUGACAACACUGGACUGUGAUACACAGAGAGUGCAGCAAUUCUGCACAGAUGUUUGUGCAGGACACUCUUUCUUGAUUGCAGUAUAAUUGUCUUGAGAUAUGGACAGAGAUUAUUUCUUUUUGAUAUCUUUAUGGCUUAAUUAUUUUGAUUACCUAAGAACUCUGAUUCAUUGCAUCUUUCCUUUUGUAUUACACCCUCUCCCUUCCAACCACUGAAUUUUUACUUGGCAUUUGUCUCAUCCUUGAUUGAAGCCUUUAAAAGCGGCUCAUUUUAGCUCUUCUUUUUUGGUUUUGCCAAGCACUGAAUGAUGUGACUGAAUUAAAUUAAUAAAUGCAUUUCAAACAUUA